Clonostachys rhizophaga is the source of this 1557-nucleotide messenger RNA. The record is from the annotation of a GenBank genome assembly. Lineage: Eukaryota; Fungi; Ascomycota; Sordariomycetes; Hypocreales; Bionectriaceae.
UUAGAUGAGCCUAAUGGACAGCACAAUUUGGCAUAUUCAGAAGGCUUACGUCUUCUAAACGGUCUUCCCCUCCUAAGCGAAGAGGGUCAAGAAUGGAUACAAUCCAAGGCUGGCUCCAGGUUACCACCUACAGUUAUUAACAAAUUUCGACUCCCCUGGCAAAAUUGUUACACCACAAUUUCUUCUCCUGAAUCAAAGAAAAUCCAAGUUAACGAUUUAAGGAAUUUGCAACUUCCCGCUCGCAAGGCUGUCGCGACUUUAGCUACCGUGUUUUGCUCGACUAUUCAGUCUCUAAUCUUUCCAGUCUUGAGUCAUGACCUCUUUGUGGGAGGAACGCUCGAUCUUGCUUAUCAAAAAACCGGGAUCGAACAACCCGGAGCAGACAGUGCCGGGGCUUGUGUGCAUGCUUUGCUGGCUAUGAUCUCUGUUUUUGGCCACGAGUCUGACAACGAGGCGCCAAAUCGAUGGGUUACCCCCCAAAAGCAUGCUUUGGAAGCCGAAGCAUAUCUCCCCUCAAUAUUGCGGGAAAUGACAGUCAACGGCCUCGAAGCUUUAAUGAUGCUAACUGUAUAUAAAUAUUUUAUGGGUGACUUGCAAUCCGCAUCCAUUCUCGUUUCCGCGAGUUCCCGUCUCAUAUACAGACUUGGGGCUCACAUCCCUCCAACACCUUCUCACCCAUACGACAAAAGAAUCCCCCUGCACCACAUACGGGAUCUUUUCUGGGUUUGUUAUUCCUUUGAUAAGGAUUUAGCCCACAGGCUAGGUCAGCCGCCGAUUAUCAAUGAUGAUUACUGCGACUUGACGUUACCGCCCGACUAUGUCCAAAUGCAAAGUUUCAACAUUCAAGGCUCCAAUAUUUUAGCAGUAUCUGAAAGCACUAUUGUACCGCUUUAUCCAUGGGAUCUUCGCCUUUCUACUAUCAAGUCCAGGGUUAGUGGCGCUCUUCACUCGGUAAAUGCCUCGAAGCAGCCGCAGACGGAAAUUCUGAGAAGAAUCCGAUGCCUGGAUGAAGAGCUAGAGGAUUGGCGUCUUUCAUUGCCUGUUGAUCAUCGUCCGACACUAUCAUUCUUGAAAAGGACGCCCGUUGAUAUCCAUAUGAAUACGCAAGCAGUAAUGCUUCGUCUGGCGUAUCAUCACUGUGUUAUUCUUAUUCAUCAAGCACGGAGUAGGAUAUUAGAAUUGACCUCGCUCAUGUCGACUGGGGUCAGUGGAGAACGCGAUGUGGAUAUUAGUCUCAUGAUGGACGCCUCAAAGUCUACGUUGUUAUAUUUACAGAAAGCAUUGCCAGUGGUGGCACAUGAAUGUUUCUGGGUUAUUAUAUUCUAUCCAUUGACAGCUAUCUUUACGAUAUUCUUCGGCGCGCUUUCUAAUCCGUUGAUGGUUUCGGUGACUGAAGACUUGGAACUUUUGCAAAACUUUCCUCGUGUCCUUCGACAAAUUCCCAUCCGCACGUUGACUAUUGCUGAGAUAGCUCAGCUGGAAUUUCUUGACGAGCUGGUGGUCGCGUUAGGUGAAUUAUCACUAGCUGCAGUCCAGAAAGCUACGCACAGUGUGUCU